UGCAUUCAAGUAACUGUUUUCCGCUGCUCUGACAGAAGCAUCGCACUCAGCUGUUCAUUACAUUUAUAUAUUUUGCUAAUUUCAUCGAACUUUUCGGAUCCGCAAUUUUGUCAGCGAAAAAUUCUGUGUCGUUUGCAAUUAAAUUAUUUCGAAACAGCUUGCCCCCCGGAUCCCAUACGAUCCUUCACUGAGUUCUACGUAGUAUUUCCGACUAAGAACAAUGCAAAGUUGCGAAGUGGACGAUGACCUUCAAUCGCCAAGUGCCGUUCCGAAACGUUGCAUCAGCUACGUGGCGAUGAAGGCCCUGCACGAGAUGCAACUGAGCAAUACGCUGUGCGAUGCCACCAUCAUCCAGGAUGAGUUCACCUUCCGGGUUCAUCGGGCAAUACUGAGCUCGUGUAGCGACUACUUCCGGACGCUGUUCACCACUUCAGUGCCCAGCGAAAAGGAUCACAUAUCGGUGAAGGGGAUUCGGGGGGCCAUUAUGGAACGGAUCAUACGUUACGCCUAUCUGAGGGAGUGUGAGAUCUCCGAAGCGGAUAUGUUUGAGAUAUACGCCGCAGCGGACUAUCUCGGCAUGGCCAGCCUACAGGAACGAUGUGUUCAGUACAUUAAAAGUGUUCUAAGGACGGAAAAUUGUGUGGUGAUCAUGCUGUACGGCAGACAACGGGGGUGUCCUUCGCUGUAUCAGUUUGCUCGGGCGUAUGUGAUGAAGAAUUUCGUGGAAGUAUCGAUGCGGUGUGACGAAUUGAUGAAACUGACCGUGGAUGAUAUGUUCAGCAUACUGAGCGAUGAGCUACUGAACGUGAAAGAUGAGGAACCAGUUUGGGAAUGCUGCGUACGAUGGAUUGAGUUUGACCCACCGGGCAGAGCUCAAUUCGUUACCCGAUUGAUGCGCGCCGUCCGGUUGGGUUUACUGCGAACGCAAUAUUUUCUGGAAAAGGUCAAGGAGAAUCGAUUCGUGACUGCUUGCGAGGAAACGAAACCCAUCAUCAUCGAAACACUGACGUUUCUGUACGACCUGGACAUAGUAAAUACCAAACGGAGUCAUAUCAAAACACCCUCGCUGGCACUACCUCGAUUGCCGUAUGACGUUAUUUUCACUUUCGGUGGUUGGAGUGAGGGUUUGCCACAGUCAAUCAUCGAAACCUACGAUACUCGAGCGGAUCGGUGGGUCAAAAUUGAUGCCGAUAAUCGAACGGAAGCUCGAGCAUAUUACGGUGCCGCCGUUAUCGGACACAUGGUUUACUGUAUCGGAGGUUAUGACGGGGUCGAACACUUCAACACGUGUCGACGGUUCGAUACGGUUGAGAAAGUUUGGACUGAGAUUGCACCGAUGCACUGUCGACGAUGCUACGUAAGUGUGGUUGAACUAGACGGACAGAUCUACGCCAUGGGAGGAUACGAUGGCCACAACCGGCAAAAUACGGCUGAAGUAUACAAUCCACGAACGAACCAAUGGACUAUGAUAGCUCCGAUGCAUCAUCUGCGUUCGGAUGCCGAUGCUUGCGUCAUGGAGGGGAAAAUCUACAUCACAGGAGGAUUCAACGGGCAGGAAUGUAUGAACUCUGCGGAAGAGUACGAUCCCGGGGAAAACGUGUGGACUCUACUGCCGAACAUGCUGUGUCGACGAUCGGGAGUUUCGUGCAUCGGUCACAAGGGAACGGUUAACGCGAUCGGAGGUUUUAACGGGUUGAUCCGAUUGAACAGCUGUGAACGGUACGACCCAAUCACGCAUCGAUGGCAAGCUUUCAAGGAAAUGUAUCAUCAGCGCAGUAACUUUGGAGUGGAAGUUAUUGACGAUAUGAUUUUCGCCAUUGGAGGCUAUGAUGGAGUUAGUGCAAUUUCCCACACAGAAUGCUACGUUUCGGAAACUAACGAAUGGCUGGAAGCUACUGAUCUAAAUCUGACGCGUUCGGCAUUCAAAGCGGUCAUCCUGUCGGGGCUGCCGAACGUUCGCGACUACAUUCACAAAGAUCGGGAGAACCUGAUGGCCGAAAGAAGACAGAAACUGCUCACUGCCGAGCAGGAAGGGGACUACAUCCUGUCGGAAUCGACCAGCACCAUCAACGAGGUCGACUAGUGCAUCAUUUGGUUCAGCUCAAUCGCAAAAUCUGUACUCCAAAUUAGCUCUGUGAAUAUUCAAAUUAAAAUCGUGUAAAGCUA
Molecule: messenger RNA, 2166 nt
Organism: Malaya genurostris
Lineage: Eukaryota; Metazoa; Arthropoda; Insecta; Diptera; Culicidae
Gene: klhl10
Product: kelch-like protein 10
Exons: 3
Coding region: 221-2083 (620 amino acids)
Molecular function (GO): protein binding
Source: RefSeq, a predicted model, not a curated record